AUGUUAAAAGUUAAUUCAUGGAUAGUAUCACUUAUUGUGAUAGUAAUUUCUAACAAAUGUUCUUCUUUAAACGAAACUAGUCUUGAUGUUACAUGCGCUUUAAAGCAUACUCUCUGCAAUCCCAAUUUACCACGUCCAUGUUGCAAUUCAAUAGAUCAUUGCCAACGAACAUGGCCAGACAAUUACUUCCGAUGCAUCGGGGACAUUAUUCUGAGCGGGCUAGGAAAAUCUUGUGAGCUGGAUGAAGAUUGCGAUAAAAUAAAACACUCAAAAUGUUCUAAAGACGGCAAGUGCAUCUGCCGAAUGAAAACAGUAAAAACCGAUCCAUGGACCUGCGCACCAAUUUUGGGAGGAUUUUGUUGGAACAAUGAACCUUGUGCUGCUGAUAAUGCUACUUGUAUCAACAGCGAAUGUAAAUGCAAGAAAGGUUAUUCUAGGCGGCCGAACAACCAAUGCGUACGCGAUGUUUUGGAUACUCACUGUGAAAACGAUGAUGUAUGUAAUAUUGUAAAGUUUGCAAAAUGUUCUGAAGAUAAAGUAUGCGCUUGUACAUCCAAUACUACUGCAUUAUCUUCAACUUAUUGCGCUCCUAUUUUUGGCGGAUUUUGUUGGGAAAAUGACGAAUGCCUGACCCCUCAUUCAAUUUGCUUAAACAACAAAUGUCAAUGCGACAAAAAAUAUAACCUAUAUAAUCCUGAAAAAGGAUGUGUAUCAGUUUGUGGAAAUAAUGCGUGUUACCGUGGGAUACUCACUAUGAAUAAAAUUUCAAAUGCAAUAUGUACUGGAGUAAACGUCUGCGUAUGUUUCCAACAAUAUCCAUUCGAGGAAACUUAUCCAUGUACACCAGAAGAUAAAGUUGGCUGUAAGGCUGAUAACUUGUGUGUAGUCGAAAAUUCUAGGUGCAUUGAUAAUUUUUGCCAGUGCAAACCACAGUUUGGGUAUAGAUCCAAUCAAUGUCUACCUCUUGUUAAUUUAAAUGACGUCUGUUUGAAUAAUGAUGACUGCAGUCAAGUAAAUCAUACAAUCUGUUCAAAAGAUAAAGUAUGUAAAUGCGAUGAAAACUAUGUACCUGCGAAUCAAACUUCAUGUAAACCAAUUUAUGGUGGAUUUUGUUCAAAAAAUAAAGACUGCAGGAACAUUAAUGGAGCGUGUAUUAACUCUAAGUGUGGAUGCAUGCCAUUUACAGUUAAAUUUUCAGAAUAUUUGUGUGUAGUACCUCAAUUAGGGAUUUCAUGUAAGAGUAAUAAGGAUUGUAGAAAAAUGUCAAACAGUAUGUGCUCCGACAAUGGAAAAUGUGAGUGCAAAAGGAAUUUUGGAGAAUACAACAUGACCGCAUGCGCCCCACUUCUUGGACAAUUUUGUUUUGAAGAUGGACUAUGCGCUCCACAGCAUUCCAGUUGUAAAAAUGAAGAAUGUGUUUGUAAUGAUGGAUUUUCAGAGUAUUCUAGAGAAAAAUGUUUACCUCACUACUUAAGGAUGUACUGUGAAGAUGAUGAUAAUUGCAAGUACAUAGCAAAUUCAAGGUGUCAGAAAGACAUAAAUAUUUGUACUUGCAAAAAUGGUCAUGGAAAGAUUAAUGAGACAGCUUGUGCGCCGCUUCUUGAAGAAUCAUGUUUUGAAAAUCAAUUGUGCGCCCCACUUCAUUCCAGUUGUAAAAAUGAUAAAUGUAAAUGUAACGAUGGAUUUAUACAAAAUUCUAAAGAAAAAUGCUUACCUCACUACAUAAGGAUGUACUGUGAAGAUGAUGAUAAUUGCAAAUAUAUAGCAAAUUCUGAGUGUCGAAAUGACAUAAAUAUUUGUGCUUGUAAGAGUACUCAUAAACUUUUUAACCACACAACUUGCGCACCUUUGUUGGGUGAACACUGCAAGCCCAAUGAACAAUGUGCUAUGAAGAAUUCUCAUUGUGUAAAUGAUGUGUGUGCAUGUCUACCAGGUUGUCAAAAUCAUAACGGAGAUUGUGUAUUUGUUAAUCCUGGUUUGAAUUUGAUUCGGAUAUCAUGUCAUGAAGAUAGUGAUUGUUCUGUCAUAAAAUAUGCCGUUUGUUUUGAUGGCAAUUGUGAAUGUAAGUCGAAUUAUAUUCCCCUCGGCCAUGAUAAGUGUCUAGGUACUAUAGGCGAAUAUUGUAGUUCCGACGCUGAAUGUUAUUCUUAUAAAACUGUUUGUCUCAAUAAUAUAUGCCAGUGUUCUGAUAAAUUUUACGCUUCUAACAAAACUCAUUGUGAUCCAAUUCAUCUGGGAUUAACAUGUAAAAAUAAUCUGGAGUGCGUAGUGGCGAUAAAAAAUUCAGAAUGUUCCACCAGGGAUAAAAUAUGUGUUUGCAAAAAUAAAUACUACGCUGUAAAUGAAUUCGAAUGUCUUUCUUUUUUGGAUGGAGAUUGUUUAAGCAAUGAUGACUGUCGAUUAAAUUCCACUAUUUGCAAAGACAACAAGUGCAAAUGCCAGGAUAAUUUCAGCGCUAUUUCAGAAACUCAAUGCAGACCAGAUGAUUAUUUUUACCCUUGUGAUCAAGUAUUAGAUUGCGGCGAUCCAUGGCAUUAUACUUGUAAAGUCGAUAAAAAAUGUCGUUGCAAAAACAAUCAUUUUUCAAUAAAUAGAUCAACAUGUUCAGCAGGUUUGAAAGGUUAUUGCUGGAAUGACAGUCAAUGUACUAUUCAUAAUUCUACCUGUGUUGAUUUUCACUGUAAAUGCAAUGAUAAAUUUGUUGCUAUUUCUAAUAAUUUAUGUGUACCAGAGUCUAAUUCAAAACGAUUCAUUUUUUAA
Molecule: messenger RNA, 2760 nt
Organism: Cotesia congregata
Lineage: Eukaryota; Metazoa; Arthropoda; Insecta; Hymenoptera; Braconidae
Source: the annotation of a GenBank genome assembly